UUGUCAUAGGGCUGCACCAACAGAGAACUGGAAUCAGGGGUACUGAUCUGAGCUAUAGUUUUCAAGAGGACUGGUGUUCCAUAAUACUCCACCUGAGUAUUGAGAUGGGAUCAAUACAAAUCCUGUUUCCUUUCAUAACGCAGGGCUCCGUGUACAGAGUUGGGGACUCCCCUGGCUGGACCAUCAUCGGCAACGUCGAUUACCAUUCUUGGUCUUCUUCCAAGACCUUCCGCGUCGGAGACACCCUCAUUUUCGAGUACGAUCCGAGAUUCCAUAACGUCCUGGAAGUGAGCCGGUCGGACUACCACUCCUGCGACUCGACGGCGCCGAUCGCCAACUACACGUCCGGCAACGACACGAUAGUCGUCCGGUGGCCGGGGCAUUACUACUACGUCUGCGGGUUCGUCGGCCAUUGCCAGGCGGGGCAGAAAGUGGACAUACGUGUGCCGAAGCCAAACCGGCCCAGCAAAGACCGGACCGGGACGAGCCUAAACCCGUCGCCGCCCGAACCGGUCGACCCGAAACCGUCCCAAAUCGGUCCGCUUGACCCGAGCCCGUCUCCUAACAGUGGAGACUCGGAGUCGUCUUUCAUGUUCUUGUACGGACUCAUUUGGCUUCUCAAAUUGAUGGUUUUAUUGGAUUAGGGUUUUGUUUUUUGUUUUUGUUUUUUUUUUAAAAAAAAAUUAAUUUAUAAAUUUGGGGUGUUGUUAGAAAGUGGAAGAAAAUGGUGUGUGGUAACUGAUCUAAUUUUGAAUUUUUUUUUAUUUUUUAACAUGAAAAUGAGAGAUUAAUUAAGAAUUAGUUAAGAGAAAUGACAGAAGAACUGACUGGAGUUGCAAUUGGGACAUCAA
Molecule: messenger RNA, 851 nt
Organism: Andrographis paniculata
Lineage: Eukaryota; Viridiplantae; Streptophyta; Magnoliopsida; Lamiales; Acanthaceae
Product: mavicyanin-like
Exons: 3
Coding region: 105-644 (179 amino acids)
Cellular component (GO): plasma membrane
Molecular function (GO): electron transfer activity
Source: RefSeq, a predicted model, not a curated record